GGACUCUCCCUUGUCAGGACUCUGAGAUCGGGCCUCAAGGUUGCCCUUACAAUGGGUUGGAUUCACAAUUUCAUUGGCAAGUACGGGGCACCGCCCGAUGACCUUCCCAUAUUCGACAUUCGAUUUGUAGAAGCUGGAAUUGCCAUGGUUCAUGAAGCUGCGGCAGCUGGGAGCUCUAGCAAGACAAUGAGUUCUCUUCGACGGACCUACCUUCUAGAAGAGCUCAUUGGAACAGGCAAAUUUGUCAAAUACAUCAAUAACAAUAGUGCAACUCCGGUUGCAUCUCUCAGCCCUGAUAGGCGUUCUCUUGCAGAGUUCCUGUGCUUCACUCAACAUGUUCAAUAUGAGCAAACGGAUGGUCUUGUUUUUCUCUCUGACCUGCAAGGAUCCGGUGCUCUGUUGACUGAUCCGCAGAUUAUGACAUCCCCUUCCCUUGAUGGUGGCCUCUUUGGUGGAGGAAACUACGGAAAAUUCUUUGAGCAGUUCCCUGAGCAGCAUGUCUGCUCUAGAUACUGUGAGUUUUUCAAGUUAUCUUCUCUCCAAGAAGAUUAG
Messenger RNA from Mycena citricolor, 552 nucleotides. Lineage: Eukaryota; Fungi; Basidiomycota; Agaricomycetes; Agaricales; Mycenaceae. The record is from the annotation of a GenBank genome assembly.